Messenger RNA from Sphaerodactylus townsendi, 2809 nucleotides. RefSeq names its product WASH complex subunit 3 (gene WASHC3). The record is from RefSeq and is a predicted model, not a curated record. Lineage: Eukaryota; Metazoa; Chordata; Lepidosauria; Squamata; Sphaerodactylidae. The transcript has 7 exons. Gene Ontology annotation, biological process: actin filament polymerization; exocytosis. Gene Ontology annotation, cellular component: WASH complex. Bases 108 to 716 code for a protein of 202 amino acids.
AUGGAUCGUUUCCGUUUAGGGAAGGUUGUGAUUAGUCGGUUUCCUGAGUGAUAGGCUCUUUUUCUUCCUAGUUAUAGUUUGCAGGACGUUGGGAGCAGCUGCUGGAGAUGGAUGAGGAUGGUUUACCCCUCGUGGGUUCUGGCAUCGACCUGACUAAGGUUCCAGCCAUACAGCAGAAGAGAACAGUAGCCUUUCUAAACCAGUUUGUGGUUCACACAGUUCAGUUCCUUAACAGGUUUUCUACGGUUUGUGAAGAGAAAUUGUUGUCGCUCUCCCUCCGCAUUCAGCAAAUCGAAACUAUGCUCAACAUUCUAGAUGCAAAGUUGUCUUCUAUACCUGGGCUAGAAGAUGUCAAGUGUGAAGUAGCCAACACCAGUGUGAACAGUGUUAUGAAUGGCCCUAUCCCACAAGCCUCAACAGAUCCACAGUCAACAAAUGUUUCACCCCAGUCAGAGCAGGGCAGUGUACAUGAGACAGGUCAGCUGAAGUCGGAAGGAACUGCUGAGAACAUCACAACUGUUGCAAAGGAUCCACGCUAUGCCAGAUAUCUCAAAAUGGUUCAAGUGGGUGUCCCUGUAAUGGCGAUAAGAAACAAAAUGAUCUCUGAAGGAUUAGACCCUGAUCUUCUUGAGACCCCAGAUGCUGCAGUGCCUGCGUGGGGAGGCGAGGCGAAUGCAGAAGAAAGUUCUGAUAGUGAAUCAUCAUUUAGUGACUGAAAGUGCUGAUUAUUGAUUCUUUUUUUUCUUUUGAGAGCAUCUUGCAAACUUUGUAAGUGCUAAUAUACAUAACUUGAUCUGAGAAAUUCCUGGUAGUUUGAACCAUAAGAAGUAUUGCUUCAGAAACAGUAACUUUGCACUGGGAUCUUGUGUUUGUCUUCCGCAGAGUUUUGAAUGAAGACCUGGUCAAAGUAAGGCUGUCCCGAGAUGCUCUUCCGUAUGAUGCAAUGUCCUUGACUUAAAGUAUUGUUCUAAAAAACUUCAGAGUAAUAUUUGGCAGGGUGCAAAGCCUUGCAUUUCUUACAAAAUGACUUUCUCUGAAGUUCUUUGGACUUAACAUUGCGAUUGGGGGGGGGGGGGUCCUUUCCCAAUAGUUGUCUGAUGUAUUCUCAUUCAAGAUUCCUCUAAAUGAUAUAUGGGUUCCUAUACUGCAUUUUAUCUAUCAGUAUUGAGUGAGAAUUCAUGACCUAGUUACAUUAAUGGUAGAAAUAACAAAUAUUCCAUUGGCCCAAUAACCUAAAAGUGUGGGGGGAAGGGCGAGGUGGGGGAGAGUGUUGAAAAAGAGACAACACAAGGGGAAGCAAGAAUAUUGACUCUUUGCAGUGAGUGAACAUUUGUAGAGGUAGCUGACUACUAUAUCUUGCUGCUGGAUUGCCACCAUGAUUUUCCUAAGAUGGAUACCAUUCAGCAUCGGGCUGAGCUACCUGGCUUUCUGACCCAACUGAAGAGCAUCAGGUGCCCCACAUACAUGUGGUGCAGUGCACUAUGGGUGAGAGGCGGCCCCUUUUCAGCCAUUCUCCACUCACAACAUGCUUUUCAUUGGGAGUGCUAUGUCUUAUUGUCAUAACACCAAAUGUUGCAUAUUGCUCCACUGUUGCCCUAGUUGGCAAUGGGCUAUAUGUGCAGAAUAAGGAAACGAAGUCCAGGUUACUUUGGAGAAUAAAGCUCCACAUGCUUUUGUGGAAGAAAUUUAUUUUCCUAGCUAGCAAACAUUUCCAUUACUUGUGAUUUCAGGAUGGUAUCAACCAAGCUGGAAAUUUCCUUCCAGUUGCUCAAGUGAAACAAGGUGGGUUUAAGUUGGGUAUCUAGUAAGUGGUUUCAGGAGAGCAACCUCCUACAUAGCUGGAUCUAUUUUUAAAACAAAUGAAUUGCCUUAUAGAGAGAUCUAGCAGCAAAGUGGACCUGUUUUAAAUAAAAUCCACUCACACGUUCUUUUUUGAGUUUUGCAUUUAAGUAAAAUCCAGCCAUCUGAAUCAAAGCACAAAAGCUCCUAAGUGUGUUAGAAUACGUUUCUAUUCAGAAGAUGGGUUUGGAGUGGCAAAGUUGGGUAUGAGAUUACUUGUGAAUUUUACUAUUUUGCAUUGCAUUAUUGCGCAGACCACUUGACAUGUUACAGAGAAAAGUGUUCUCAAAGUAUACAUGUAGUGCAGACUGGCAUAUUUGAACCAAUAUGAUACUUCAGCUCCAUCACAUAUGCUCCAAGGGAGCUGUACCUGGCUAUGGCUUCUCACCAUGGUGUUAAACAGAUACAUGUAGCCACAUGAAAUGAUGGUGUGACGUUCUUCCUGAAUCCCUGAAGUGACUCUCUGAGCUAUUCUCCCAAACAGGCUCGGUAAUAAAGCUGAUAUUCCCACUCAGCCAUUUUGAAUUCACUUCCCGUGUGCUAAUUGUGUGUCAUGUGUACAACCAAAGUCAGGAUGGCUCUUGCAAAUCAGAUUUGAAGCUGAGUUAUGAGGGCUGGAAGAUGGAUGCUUACAUUGGUGUGGACAGUUUUAAGGCUUCUGUGGUAGACUGUCAUGCUAUUUUCUGCUUAGAUCAAGAAUUUCCAGUCCACUCUCAGGAAAGAACAGGACAUCAUAGGUAUGCAAAUCUGACCAUCAAUUUAUCUAACCUUUUUCCCCCACCAAUUUGACUUUCAGCAAAAUGCAGUUAGUGUUACUAAUAUCUGUCAGCAGUAAAUCCCUUCAAGUUGUUAAAUGCUUGCUAACAUGCUGCCUGAUAACUCAUAUUGUAUACUACUGCACUUAAUCCUCUAUCACUAAUGAGGGAAAUGCCUGGAUUUAUAAUAAAAGCUAUGAUUUUUUAAAGUAAAA